AUGUCGAGGCGCGGCGACUGGGUCUACGAGAACAACGGCGGGACCUGCGUGGCCAUCGCCGGCGCGGACUACUGCGUGGUCGCCGCCGACACCCGCCUCUCCGUCGGAUACAACAUCCUCACGCGCGAGCACUCCAAGAUCUGCGAGCUGGCCGAUAAAUGUGUAAUAGCAUCUUCUGGCUUCCAAGGUGACAUCAAAGCUCUACAGAAGAACUUAGCUGCCAGAGAACUGCUAUACCAGCACCAGCACAAUAAAAGGAUGAGCUGCCCAGCAAUGGCACAAUUGCUCUCCAAUACUCUGUACUACAAGCGAUUCUUCCCAUAUUAUGCUUUCAACGUGCUUGGUGGGCUUGACAGUGAAGGGAAAGGAUGCGUGUACUCGUAUGAUGCUGUUGGGUCCUAUGAGAGGACUGGUUACAGUGCUCAGGGAUCAGGAUCUACUUUGAUCAUGCCAGUGUUGGACAACCAGCUGAAAUCACCUAGUCCACUAUUAGUCCCUGCAAGAGAUGCCGUCACCCCUUUGUCCGAGUCAGAGGCGGUCGACCUAGUUAAGGAUGUCUUUGCAUCUGCAACUGAGAGGGACAUCUACACCGGGGACAAGGUGGAGAUUGUAGUCAUCAACAAAGCUGGUACAAGGCGCGAGUACAUCGAGUUGAGGAAGGACUAA
This is a messenger RNA of Triticum turgidum subsp. durum (durum wheat), 666 nucleotides long. The record is from the annotation of a GenBank genome assembly. Lineage: Eukaryota; Viridiplantae; Streptophyta; Magnoliopsida; Poales; Poaceae.